This is a messenger RNA of Penicillium argentinense, 699 nucleotides long. Its product is annotated as RTA1 domain-containing protein. The transcript has a single exon. The record is from RefSeq and is a predicted model, not a curated record. Gene Ontology annotation, cellular component: fungal-type vacuole; plasma membrane. Lineage: Eukaryota; Fungi; Ascomycota; Eurotiomycetes; Eurotiales; Aspergillaceae. The coding region runs from base 1 to 699 and encodes 232 amino acids.
AUGUCGGACUUCUGCACUGAAAUCACACCUCAGUGUCCCGUUGAACUGACCACGUACGGCUACUAUCCAAACCUCGGCGGCAAUACAUUUUUCACAAUCUAUUUUGGUCUCCUCGGGAUCGCGCAGGUAUGCCUCGGAGCUUAUUUUCGGACAUGGACGUUCCUCGCCGCGCUCGGGAUCGGUACCUUCAUGGAAGCGGCUGGGUACGUGGGACGAAUCCUGAUGCACUACAAUCCAUGGUCAACGCCUGCAUUUAGACUGCAGAUUUUCUGUUUGAUUCUGGCUCCCACUUUCAUUGCAGCUGGAAUAUAUCUCACCCUGAAACACAUCAUCGUCUAUAUCGGACCCGAAUAUUCUCGUCUGAACCCGAAACUUUUCACCUGGAUUUUCAUCGGUUGCGAUGUCGGCUCUAUUAUUCUACAAGCUGCUGGUGGAGGUGUAGCCAACGCGGCAGGAACAGACCAAGAUAUGAUCAAUGCAGGUAAUAACAUCAUUAUUGCUGGAAUUGCUUUUCAAGUUGCCACUAUGUCCAUAUGUGGGAUUUUGGCACUGGACUUUUUUAUCGCGUCGAGGAAGCAUUGGCGCGGAGGAUCCCCACGGGAAGACAUGACCGAAAAACGCGGGAAAAGAAUGUGGUGGGGGUUUUCUGCCGAGGUUGCGGCCUAUACCACCGUUUUGAUUCGGUGUAUCUAUCGGUGA